Penicillium concentricum is the source of this 624-nucleotide messenger RNA. RefSeq lists its product as uncharacterized. The transcript has 4 exons. The record is from RefSeq and is a predicted model, not a curated record. The coding region runs from base 1 to 624 and encodes 207 amino acids. Lineage: Eukaryota; Fungi; Ascomycota; Eurotiomycetes; Eurotiales; Aspergillaceae.
AUGGCAGUCUCUUUUGACUUCAAUUUACAGGGAUCGGGAUCCGUCGGCGAAUUCCAGUCCCAAGAUGCAAACUUGAAUUGGAUUUCCUACAAGAACGAGCUAUAUAGCGUCGAUGAAACUAUCUACAUCAUCAACACUCGUCUAUCGCUUCAUACUACUGAUAUGAGACAGACAACGGCGCAUCUGGCUGAUGUCCUCCUCCCCCCAGACGGAAUAGAUCCCCCCUGCACCGAGGUAGUGGCCAAUUUGGCCCUCACCUUCAACGCCCGUGUCGCCUUCUCAAUCGCCAUGACUAAUAAGUCUUCCUCCGGUGGUGUGACUUCAGUGCCGGCGCUGGAGUCGCUCCUGUGCGACCCUUCCCCUGACCCAGGACCCGAGCCGGAUGCUGUACUUGGACUCGGGAUCCGACUCGGAACCCUGCGCACCCUCUGUGCCCUCCCCGCACGUCGCCGAGUCGGACGGCCAAUUACCUCCGCCUCCCCCUGCGCGUCUUUACGCCUGCCGCCGCCGCUGCCGGCCGAGUCAUCUUCUUCUUGGCAGGCCGGCCCAACGGCUGCGAGAUCGAAUAGACACACUCAUACCCGUGACUCUCGCAACGUUCGCACGGACCAACCAUCGACCUAG